This is a messenger RNA of Antechinus flavipes (yellow-footed antechinus), 7831 nucleotides long. RefSeq names its product solute carrier family 4 member 7 (gene SLC4A7). Lineage: Eukaryota; Metazoa; Chordata; Mammalia; Dasyuromorphia; Dasyuridae. Gene Ontology annotation, cellular component: apical plasma membrane; plasma membrane; basolateral plasma membrane. Gene Ontology annotation, molecular function: solute:inorganic anion antiporter activity; monoatomic anion transmembrane transporter activity; sodium:bicarbonate symporter activity. Gene Ontology annotation, biological process: regulation of intracellular pH; auditory receptor cell development; transmembrane transport. The record is from RefSeq and is a predicted model, not a curated record. The transcript has 26 exons. The coding region runs from base 36 to 3515 and encodes 1159 amino acids.
CGAGGCGAGGCGGCGCGCGGGCCGGCGGGCCGGCCAUGGAGGCGGACGGGGCCGGGGAGCAGAUGCGGCCGCUGCUGACCCGGGGUCCUGAUGAAGAAGCAGUCGUAGAUCUUGGAAAAACCAGUUCAACCAUUAAUACCAAAUUUGAAAAAGAAGAACUAGAAAGUCAUCGAGCUGUGUAUAUUGGUGUACAUGUUCCGUUUAGUAAAGAAAGUCGCCGACGUCAUAGACAUCGUGGGCAUAAGCAUCAUCAUCGAAGAAGAAAAGACAAAGAAUCAGAUAAGGAAGAUGGCCGUGAAUCUCCUUCUUAUGACACACCAUCCCAGCGUGUCCAAUUUAUCCUUGGUACUGAAGAUGAUGAUGAAGAACACAUUCCCCAUGAUCUCUUCACUGAAAUGGAUGAACUUUGUUAUAGGGAUGGUGAAGAAUAUGAGUGGAAAGAAACUGCUAGGUGGCUAAAAUUUGAAGAGGAUGUUGAAGAUGGUGGGGAUCGAUGGAGCAAGCCUUAUGUGGCGACCUUGUCUUUGCACAGUCUGUUUGAACUGAGGAGCUGCAUCCUGAAUGGAACAGUCAUGUUGGACAUGAGGGCAAGCACUCUGGAUGAAAUAGCAGAUAUGGUGCUGGACAACAUGAUUGCCUCUGGCCAGUUGGAUGAUUCGAUAAGAGAGAAUGUCAGGGAGGCACUUUUGAAGAGACAUCAUCAUCAAAAUGAGAAAAGGUUCACGAGCCGGAUUCCCCUUGUGCGAUCUUUUGCAGAUAUAGGCAAGAAACAUUCUGAUCCUCACUUGCUUGAACGGAAUGGCAUUUUGGCAUCUCCACAGUCAGCACCUGGAAACUUGGACAGUAGCAAAAGUGGAGAAGCUAAAGGUAAUGGAACUGGAGGAAGCAGAGAAAAUAGUACUGUUGACUUCAGCAAGGUUGACAUGAAUUUCAUGAGGAAAAUACCUACGGGAGCUGAAGCAUCCAAUGUUUUGGUGGGAGAAGUAGAUUUUUUGGAAAGGCCCAUCAUUGCAUUUGUGAGACUGUCCCCCGCUGUCCUCCUCUCUGGCCUGACUGAAGUUCCAGUGCCCACCAGGUUUUUGUUUCUAUUACUGGGCCCCGCAGGCAAGGCACCACAGUACCAUGAAAUUGGGAGAUCAAUAGCCACCCUCAUGACAGAUGAGAUUUUCCAUGAUGUUGCGUAUAAAGCAAAAGAUAGAAAUGACCUCCUUUCGGGAAUCGAUGAAUUUUUAGAUCAAGUAACUGUUCUGCCUCCGGGAGAAUGGGACCCUUCUAUACGCAUUGAGCCACCAAAGAGUGUGCCUUCUCAGGAGAAGAGGAAGAUCCCUAUGUUUCCAAAUGGAUCUACACCUACAUCAGGUGAGAUGCAGAAAGAGGAGGGCCACCACGCUGGACCAGAACUGCAGAGGACUGGCAGGCUUUUUGGUGGUUUGAUACUUGACAUCAAAAGGAAAGCACCUUUUUUCUUGAGUGACUUCAAGGAUGCAUUAAGCCUGCAGUGCCUGGCCUCGAUUCUUUUCCUAUACUGUGCCUGUAUGUCUCCUGUAAUCACUUUUGGAGGGCUCCUUGGAGAAGCUACAGAAGGCAGAAUAAGUGCAAUAGAGUCUCUUUUUGGAGCAUCGUUAACUGGGAUCGCCUAUUCAUUGUUUUCUGGGCAGCCACUUACAAUCUUAGGAAGUACAGGACCAGUUCUUGUAUUUGAAAAAAUAUUAUUUAAAUUCUGCAAAGAUUACAGUCUUUCUUAUCUGUCAUUACGGACCAGCAUCGGUCUCUGGACUUCCUUCUUGUGCAUUGUCUUGGUGGCAACAGAUGCAAGCAGUCUUGUGUGUUACAUCACUCGCUUUACCGAGGAAGCCUUUGCAGCCCUCAUUUGCAUCAUUUUCAUCUAUGAAGCAUUGGAAAAGCUCUUUCAUUUAGGAGAAGUCUAUGCUUUUAACAUGCACAAUGACUUAGACAAACUGACAUCCUAUUCGUGUUCGUGUACUGAGCCAUCAAAUCCUAGCAAUGAAACCCUCAAGAGAUGGAUUGAGAUGAAUAAGUCGGCACAGACAAUUUCAUGGGGCAACCUUACGGUUUCUGAAUGUAAAAAAUUACACGGUGUCUUCCUGGGCCCAGCCUGUGGUCAUCAUGGGCCCUAUAUUCCUGAUGUACUCUUCUGGUGUGUCAUCUUAUUCUUCACAACGUUCUUUCUCUCAUCAUUCCUGAAGCAGUUUAAGACCAAGCGUUAUUUUCCUACCAGGGUCCGAUCAACAAUCAGUGACUUUGCUGUGUUUCUCACCAUAGUAACUAUGGUUGCCAUUGACUACCUUGUAGGUGUUCCUUCUCCUAAACUACAUGUUCCUGAGAAAUUUGAGCCUACUCAUAAAGAGAGAGGUUGGAUCAUAAGCCCACUGGGUGAUAAUCCAUGGUGGACGUUAUUAAUAGCUGCUAUUCCAGCGCUGCUUUGUACUAUUCUUAUUUUCAUGGAUCAACAAAUCACAGCAGUCAUCAUAAAUCGAAAGGAACAUAAGUUGAAGAAAGGAGCUGGGUAUCAUCUGGAUUUGCUCAUGGUUGGUGUGAUGUUGGGCAUUUGCUCAAUUAUGGGUCUGCCAUGGUUUGUGGCUGCAACAGUUCUUUCUAUAAGUCACGUAAACAGCUUAAAAGUUGAAUCUGAAUGUUCUGCUCCAGGAGAACAACCUAAAUUUUUGGGAAUCCGAGAACAGCGAGUUACAGGCUUACUUAUUUUUGUCCUAAUGGGCCUGUCUGUGUUCAUGACUUCUGUAUUAAAGUUUAUUCCAAUGCCAGUUCUGUAUGGUGUCUUUCUUUAUAUGGGAGUUUCUUCAUUAAAAGGCAUCCAGUUUUUUGACCGCAUCAAAUUAUUUGGAAUGCCUGCUAAACAUCAACCAGAUCUAAUAUAUCUCCGUUAUGUACCCCUCUGGAAGGUCCACAUCUUUACAGUCAUUCAGCUCACCUGUUUGGUUCUCUUAUGGGUGAUAAAAGCUUCAGCUGCUGCAGUUGUUUUCCCCAUGAUGGUUCUUGCAUUGGUGUUUAUCCGCAAACUAAUGGACUUGUGUUUUACUAAACGAGAGCUGAGCUGGCUUGAUGAUCUCAUGCCAGAAAGUAAAAAAAAGAAAGAAGAUGACAAACAGAAGAAAGAAAAGGAGGAGGCUGAACGGCUGCUUCACGCUGAUGACAGUGACACUGUGCACCUUCCCUUUGAAGGGGGGAGUCUCCUGCAGAUUCCAGUGAAGGCCCUCAAGUACAGUGUUGAUCCUUCAGUUGUUAACAUAUCAGAUGAAAUGGCCAAAACCGCCCAGUGGAGAGCCCUUGCCAUGAGCACCGAGAGCGCCAAAGCAUCCAGGCCGAGUAUGAGCUCUUUACAGCUCAUCCUUCCCUCUUCACCUUUCCUCUCAUCCUCCAGUCAACAUUUUGGCCCCGUUUGGACGCCCCCUAGCCCAGAAAAACCAGUGAGUGUGAAAAUAAAUCUUGAAGACGAACCUACAAGGAAAUAUGUGGAUGCUGAAACAUCAUUAUAGAACUAAACCAAGAAGAAUUAUGUGUGUGUUGUGUGUUUGUAUAGACGAUUUUUGGCUGCCAUACCACCAAAGUGUGACUCCCGUGCUUUUUGAAAGUGUCUGACAUAUAUGCUAGGAGCACAGUAGUGACUGUAAAUAUAAUAAGGUGGGUCUCUUGUGAGUAAGGUACAUAGUUAUUAAUUAUCCUUUGAAUAUUUAUUCUGUUAGAAAAAUUACUUUUCAGUUUUGAAAUAGGAAGAUGUGGGAAAAGCAUAAGUGUAUUUUUUUUUCUGAAAAAUCUGUAUGUGUACCAAAAGUUAAUCAUCAACCCUAGUUUAUAUUUGUCCCUAUAUUUAUUAUUGAGAGAUCUCUGUGAAUUUUAAUCUGAAUUAUUUAAAAAUUUCACCUUUUCCCCAAUUAUUGUUUUGAGUUUCAUGGAAAAACGUGAAUCUUUUUUGUUGGUUUUAUGAAACAGAAGGUAGCAUGCCUAGUAGAUGACAAGUAGCUUCUUGGUUUUCCUCUGGUUGUAUGGACUUCUUUAUGCAGGUGGCCAUAUUGAUAUUCUCCAGAGAUGGAUUUUUAGCCAUAGAGGUAAAUGUGAAAUAUUUAUUGGAGGAUUUAUAUUUAUGACCUUCACUUUUUUUAAAGCUAAAAGGAACAGUAACAACAUCAACAACAACAAAAUCCACCCUCUUUUUCCAGGAUAAUAAUACUCAAGUCAAAAUGUAGGUGUUUUUAAAAUAUACUUUUACCCCCAUACCAGUGUUAACUACUCUGUCUACUCAUAAUUAUCAUUUUAGACACUCUAAAACAACUGUUUUCAGUAGUUUGAAACACAUUAGGCUUUGUUACAAUCUUUUUUUUUUUUUUUCAUGAAUCCUUGAUUACAGUUGAACAUCAUUUACCUGUUAGCUGUUCUCUUAUAUAUCAAAUUUAGGAAAACAUGUAUAAAUGACAUGUUCUCUCAUCCCAUAAAGCAUUGUUGCUCUCAUUUUCUUAGAAUGUUUUAGUUUAGUUAUCAGGUUCAAUUCUUGAUUAUUUUUCAUUUAAAAGAAGUGUGAUUAAAUAAUCAGGAGUCAGAAUUCUGGAAUGGGUUUAUGAUCAGUAUUACUUUAUGGGUUCUUAAGAAUUACCUUGGAUUUUCUGUUUACAUUUCCAUUCUUCCCACUGUAUAGAACAUAUUUAAUAUAAUGCUAACGUUGGUUUUGUUUCUAACAUUUUAUUUAUUUUAAUUGGUGUAAAGAUUAAAUUCUGUACAAAAAUUUAAGGUGAUGCAUAUACUUGUAGAGUACAUGUGCUCAUGUAAAUAGUUGGGGCUCUCUUACAUUUAUGAUUAAUUCCCUGAAAGAAUACAGUUGACAAAUUUCACAAAUUUGAUAUUAAACACUGCCAUGUUAGUGUUUUUCAAGGAAAUUAAACAUUUUAUGUAAAGCUCAGACUAUUGGUGACCUACCUACUUAAACGAUUUGGAUUACUCUUUUUUUUCCCCCCUUUGUCUUUUUCUUUUAUUUUUUACCCAAGCUAGUAAGUCUUUUUGGUCAUCUUUUAUAUUAUCUUUGUUCGGAGUUAACUCCUAACAUGAAAUGAAUAAAUAUUGUUGUUACUAAACCUGUAGGACUGGAUGAAUGGGGUUGCGCAACUGAUUUGGCAAGAGGAUAAUUCUUAAAAGCUAAACAUGUAUUGAGUUAGUAUGGAAAUCUGUAAAAUGGUGUCAGUGACACAAAAAUUAAAUUUGAUUUGAUAGUCUGAGAUUUCUUUGUAGAGAAGGUGGAGUAGUAUGAAGGAUAGAACUUAGAGCACAUCAGAAAUAAUGAGGCAAGAAUUAGAACCCAUCAUGAGUUUUUGGAACCAAGAGUAAAAGUAUGUUUCAGAGUGUCCAAAGCUUUAUUGGUUGACUCCAAUUUAAUGCAUGAACAAAAACGCUUCUCUUUUGUCAUUUAGACAUUUUCUUCUCUGUGCUAUCUGUGUGGAUAAUUUCCACCCCAAAUGAAAGCUUAGUAAUAUAGCUUCUUUUCUUUAGAAAGCCAGAUUGUCAGCAUCAGCUUAUAUCUUUUGCGGUCCUCCUGAAUAUUACUCUACCAGCAACUGAUUUACACAAUGUUAUCCAUGGUGCUCGUAACUCACUGUGCUUCCAUUUAAAUAAUUCCUCUUUAUUUUCAACAGUAUAAACAUUUACAAGAGACUCAUUUAUUUGCUAUUCAUCUUAAACUUUUAAAAUAUCUUCUGUUGAGCGCUAAGAUUUCCCCAUAGCCUUCUGAACUUGGAUAUGGGACACCAAAGGAUUCAUGAUCCAGACCAUUUUAUAGGAUGUGGUAAUUAUUAAAUUUAAAGGGAAAAGUAUCCUGGGAUCAUAGUGUUUUAGUGAUUUUGUUUAAUUAUGUAAAUUACCUUGUGCCAGAAAAACCAUGAAUUUCAAAACUUUACAUUCAAAAUCAUUUUUCUAUGUUCUUCAUAGUUGAUAUUUUCUGCUUCAUCUAAACUACUUUGACAAAUAAUAUGAUCUGAUGUGAGUAUUCCGUAAGAUACCAGUGGUAACUCAUGUUUAAGUAAUUUACUGCUUGCUUUAUUUAAAUGUUUCACUGUUUUAAAAACAAAAAUCAUGGAUGGAGAAUGCAUUAUAAGACAGUGAAGGUUAUGACCUGUUUUGUGUAGAUAAAAAUGUUGCCUUAAUGGUAUAAAUGAGCAGUAAUAAUUACUAUGCACUGAUUUACCUCAGGGUGCAAAACAAGCCAAUCUAUAGUCCAUUUUGAAAAUAAACAAAAAGAAAUAAUCCAGCACUUUCUUGAUGUCAUUGGUUGCCAGGGAUGGAGCUUUGUGCUACUGAAUAUAACCUGGCUACUCGAGCCACCUCAGGACAUUCAUUCCUUUGGCUUCCCUCGAUUGUUUAUUUAUAGAUAUGGAGAAUUAUGAUGAGACCGGAUUUUGAACAACUGAGGUUUAACUAUCUUCGCAACAGACUUUGAUUCUUAAAUUAACCAUACAAACUUUCUCAUAAUAAAAGAAUGAUUUUCUAUUUUAGUUUUAGUAGAUAUGCUAAAGUCAAUCAUACGUUCCCCCUUCCCUACCCCCCCACCCAUCCCCACUUUUUGGGGACUUUGAGAUAGUUCUGAUCUUUUAAACUUUUUUUUUUGGAAGGGGGUGGUGGUAUAUUUUUAAGGAAGAAAAAGGCAGUGUGUGGCAUACAGUGUUCAUAUUUGCCAAGUCUUUGCAAAAUUUGUAGGGCUUAAUUUAAAUACACUAAUUUUAAAAAUUAGAAUUCUCUAUCAGUCAAAAAUAUCUGCCAAUUUAAUUAGCAAAACAUUUCUUCAGACUCCAAAAUGCAUUUAUAUGUAUAUACAGUAACUUUUGCCCUUUCAUAAGGCAGGUUUAAAUCAAUGUUCUGUUAAAAAUCAUCUGAAAUUGAGGGUGUAAUAUGAGAGCUUGCUACUUUAAAGGGGUUUUAUUGUGUACAUACGUUCUGUAAAUGUGCUAAGCAAUUUAAAUGGUAAUAGUUUUUAAAUGCACAGAUUUCAUAUGUUUAGGCCAUUAAUACCAGGAUGAUUUCUAAUUUUCUUUUUUAUGUUAAUUUAACAUUUUAAAUUAGUCAUGUAGAUCACAUCUUAUGAAGUACAAAUGUGAAAGAUAUCUUUUGUUUUAUACCAACAAUAAUUUAUUUUCUAGAAAGUAAAUUUAAGGCUUCAAAGACGUUUGGAGUCUGGAAUAGUGUUCUAAAUGCAAAAAUUGUCUAGUGAUAUUUUAAUAUAAAGUGCUUUUUAUUUGAUAACCUUUAAAAUGUGUCAAUUAUAGGAAAACCAUUAGUUUGAAUAGAAUAAAGAUUCUUUUAUUAAAUUAGCACAUGUUGACAUUCUAAACUGACUUGGAGUAAUGUGUUAAACAUUUAGUCCUUUCCUUUUUUAAAAAAAUCAAAUUUAUUAAAAUAGUGAUUCACUUGGUAUUUGUAAUUUUUUCUUUUGUUGAUACAUUGUAUAUGAUUUGUGUAUGGGGGGAUGUCUUCUAAUGUUCAGCACAUUUAAGUGAACAGAAAUUGAAUUUAGUGUUCAUUUAUAUACAGUUUGGUAAUUUGUGUAAUUACACAGUACAAUUCCAAUUUUUUAUGAUUAUUUUAUAAUUACACUAGCCUUUUUUUUUCUUUUGUAAAAAAUCCACUGCAAGGUAAAUCUACUCCAAAUGUAGACCUGAUAUUUUUUUUGUAUGAAGUACACGUCUCUCCAACAUGUCUAUAAUGUGAAAGAUCCUGCCUUUCAAAUUUGUUUUAUAAUUAUUAGAAGAAAACUAUUUUUUGAAAUGUUACUGAAUUUGACAAAAGCAAUAAAAGUCUACCGAACUUUUUUGUUGAA